AUGCUUGGAAUCAUGAAUUCACCAGCGGAUUCUGUGGAAUUCUAUGCAGUCAACAAGAAGCUCUAUGACGAAACGACUUGCGACGACGUUGUAAAGACGUUCACCGAAGUGAAGGAUAAGCACAGCAUCUCCUACACUAAGGAUGGCCGCCGAAUAAUCGAUGGGAAGAUUGUGGACGGAGAAUCUGAAACGGUCUCCAGUCUUUGGGAAAGUGCAUUGCGCCGAAGUGCGGUUACGACUCAUUUGAAAGUCGAAAGCGAGCAGACAGAAGAGGAUGACUGCCAAGAAGUGGAUGAACAAGAGGAAGCUCCGAAAGCAGAAGAGGCGCAGGCGAAACGUGGGUCUAUUUAA
Angiostrongylus costaricensis is the source of this 351-nucleotide messenger RNA. NCBI's taxonomy places the organism in Eukaryota, Metazoa, Nematoda, Chromadorea, Rhabditida, Metastrongylidae. The record is from the annotation of a GenBank genome assembly.